Molecule: messenger RNA, 2748 nt
Organism: Phycodurus eques (leafy seadragon)
Lineage: Eukaryota; Metazoa; Chordata; Actinopteri; Syngnathiformes; Syngnathidae
Product: trichohyalin
Exons: 7
Coding region: 89-1351 (420 amino acids)
Source: RefSeq, a predicted model, not a curated record
UGCGUGUGCGUGUAUGAUGACUGGCAUCCACAUCCAACCCGCGGUGGUUUGAAGAAUAUCCUGGACGAAACCUUUGUUUUUUAAUCUUAUGGGAGUCCUGACAGCCGCAGUUUGUCUGUUGGCAGCCGUGGGAGUGGGAUGUCGGCCAGUAAUUUCACCCCUCAAUGAUGCAAAGGUUGAAUGUAUUGUUCAAGAAACGCUGAAUGGAGAUGGGUCACAACAUGAGUGCAACCCUCAGCUAGCAGCGGAACUUGAUGAAGUACAAAGACACCAGAGUCUGCUCGGGGAGCUGCAGAGGCUGGCUGAUGAUGAGAGAGAGCGGUAUGAAUACAAUCUAGCUGAUGAAGAGAGCGAUUUGGAGCCGAAGGAUGAGGGGAGCGAUGCGGCCAAAACAACAGUGGAAGGUGAGCCCAAGAAGAGGGAGAUGGAUGAGCCAAGGAUUGACGAUACAGGGAUCCAUGAUGAAGAGGAGAAAGCUAAGGAGCUUGAGGAGCUGCUAGCUGAGGAGAUCAGCAAGAAGGAAAAGGAGGAGAGAAAUGAUGAGGAGCUCAAAGAGCUGCUGAGAGAGUUGAAAAAAAAGCGUUACGAGAUGAAGGAAAGAGGAAGUCAAAAUAGCCCCGAAAAAGGUCAGGAAGAAGAUGACACAAAGCCAAAGAUGGCAAGAGACAAAAAGGAAGUUCAGCAGCAGAGUGUUGCCGAUCAGAGGAAGGAUGAGGUCGAGCUGAGUGUGGAGAAGGAGAAGGUGGAGAAGGAGCUGAUGGAGUUGAAGAACAAGAAUAAGCCAGAGGAGGAGCGGACGAGGAAGGAGAAGCAGGAGGAGCUGGAUGAGCUGGUCAAGAAGAUGCAACGAGUGCAGGAAGAGACGCAAACAGAGAAGAAAGACGACGACGUGGACCACAGUAAGCAUGAGGAAGAGGACGAGGAUGACAAAAGAAAAGAUGACAAUGGUGGAGGAAAGGGAGGCCAAAAGGAAGUGAGGAGCAAAGAAGGAGCAGUGGAGGUGAAGGAGCCACAGCAGAAGAGAGUGAUGGAGAAAGCCAGCGACGAGGCCACUCGCCAGUUUGAGAGGGAGAGGUUUAAGGAUGAUGAAGAGGACGAUCAAAAUGGGGAGGAUGAGGAAGAUGAGAACGAGUACAUCAGAGAGGAUGAAGACGAUGAGGAAGGCGGCUUGGAAGAGGACGAUGGGGAGCUUCAGAUACGCCAUCGCUCGAGCAAACUGAAAAAUAAAGAAGGACCACAAUCGCAGAUGCACUUUCAGCCAUUUGCUGAACAGGACAAACAGGAGCUGCUGGAGAUUGAAGCACAGUUACGUGAAGUUGCCGCAGAGCUGAGAGAGCUGCGGAGAGGAUGAACACCCUCGCGCACAGUAGCGCUCGGUUUCAUUCUCGUUCACACAUCCAGCUGCCCCUGUUCCUAUUAGCAGCCUCUGUAUCCCUUUUUUUGAUGCAAAAUGAGUUUAUUGCGAAUGGUUCCCGCUGUUUUUUUUUCUCCAUCUGUGUCAAUGCUAUGCUCAUUUUAGUUUAGGAGUCCUAUCGACUCUCUGAAUUCAUGCUUUUUGCAUAGUUGACGUGAACUCAGCAUUCAGUACUUUUAUUUAAAUGCCUUUUCUAACGAGAAACUUGGCACAGCAUCUUUGAGUGCUGAGUCAUGAAAAUGGGCACGCAGUGCUUCUUGUCUCAGAUGUUGCAACAGAUUCUCAAUAAGCAAUUUCUGUGUAUUAAUAUCCGUUUUGUGCAAUAAUCGAUAGCUAUAUGUUAAGUGUUAUGACUGUUACGUAUAACCGAUAUUUCUACCCAAGGGUGAGUCAUUUAUUCUUUGAAGAAAUAAGGGUGGUUUCAUUAGGCUCGUGUACUGUUAAAAUCAGACUGUUUGUGAUGAACACGGGUGACACUAACAAAACACGAAUGGAUUUGGUACGCUGAUCCGUAUGUCAGGUGUUGAGUUACACAGUGUGAGUAGAUGGGACGUGAUGUACUUAAAGCUUACAAGGUCUCAACGUGUCACUUGAGGUUCAGACAGAUUUGCACUCUUAACAAGCCAAGGACGAGGCAGGGAUGAGGAAGACACUCAAGCCAUUUUCUUGUCUUUUGGUAACACAAAACAAAAUAACCGUUAUAAUCGCUCAGUGGUGUUACAUCACAUUUGCAGUGGUUGCCGUCUUGACUUCUUUGUGCUCGUGUAAAUAUCAUUGCGCCAAGGUCAUAGGGAAUAAAAGGCAAAAGCGCCCCCAAGAGGACACUGCGUCAAAUUGCACAAGUUACAGAAUUAACAGGGUUACCAAGAGGCUCACUUAACUGCAAUAACGCAUUGUACACUGCAGCACACAUGAAUGCAAUAACGAAUAUUAAAUAAGUAAGCCAAUAUAGCAGGUAUUUUAAUACUUCAUUAAAGUGCAAAUAUAGAACUCUAUAUUCUCUUUUCUAUACUGCCAAGCAUUGCAAUCUUGUGUGAAGUUUGAACACACACACUAACACAAAUAAUAGUUAGCACGAAUAAUCUUAGUACCAUCCAUUCCAAAGAUGAGAUGUUUAUUUAUUUCACAAUUAAAGAACUUGUUUUUGUACAUAUGUGUAAGUUGCAUCAACCAGCAAGGUAGAUGAAAGAUACGUGUGAAGAUGUUUAAAAAAACAAAAAAACUUGGAAGAAUUGAAACAAAAUAUUUGUAAUAUUACUGGCCAAUAGAGUGCUGUAUUUUGUGCCUGUUGUCUUCUCUGCUACCCAUUAAUCAAUAAAAGAGUAUGAAACACA